Messenger RNA from Pseudonaja textilis, 3211 nucleotides. RefSeq names its product endoplasmic reticulum oxidoreductase 1 alpha (gene ERO1A). Gene Ontology annotation, cellular component: endoplasmic reticulum membrane; endoplasmic reticulum. Gene Ontology annotation, molecular function: thiol oxidase activity; FAD binding; protein-disulfide reductase activity. The record is from RefSeq and is a predicted model, not a curated record. Gene Ontology annotation, biological process: protein folding in endoplasmic reticulum. NCBI's taxonomy places the organism in Eukaryota, Metazoa, Chordata, Lepidosauria, Squamata, Elapidae.
UUCUUCACGCCGAUCUGCACGUCCGGACCGAUCCCCAGACAGCGGACUGGCGCGGUGAGCUCAGUACCUCGAGGAGGCCCUGAGGAGGGCAGGAUGGGGCUGGCAGAUCGGCGGACGGGGGUUCCCAGCAAGGCGAGGCCGAGCAAGGGACGAGGUUCUACUCCCAGCGGGCCCCUCCCAGCGCAGGACGGGCAAAGCUGCGACGCCUCCGGUUGUGUGCGGGCUGCGCCGCACGUCCCCUCGGUUGGAAAGAUGACGCUCCUACAGGAGGAAGGCGGGAGGCGUGUCUGACCGGCGGAGCUGAAAAUCUCUAGCCCAGGCUCGCUUUAAGCUGCGGCAGAGGCGACAUGUCGCUCGUGCUUUCUCGCCGCCUGUGCCGGGCGCUGCUGCUCCUCCUUCUCGCUCUGCUCUCCAGAGGCGCUUCCGCCGAACCCCCGUCGGCGGAGCAGCGCUGCUUUUGUCAGGUCACCGGUCAUUUAGACGACUGCACUUGUGAUGUCGAGACUAUUGAUACCUUCAACAAUUAUAACCUUUUUCCCCAGUUACAAGAACUUCUGCAAAGUGAUUAUUUCAGAUAUUACAAGGUUAACCUAAAGAAGCCUUGUCCUUUCUGGAGUGAUGGCAGUCAUUGUGGAAUUAGGCACUGUGCUGUUAAUCCGUGCCCAUCUGAAGAGGUUCCUUGUGGAAUUAGAUCAGAGACUAAUAAGUAUUCAGAAGCAGCUGCUGCCACUCCCUUGGCUGAAAGCUGUGAAAAAGCAGAAAACCUUGGGGCUGUUGACAAAUCUUUGAGUGAAGAAACUGCACGGGCUAUGAUUCAAUGGACUCAGCAUGACGAUUCUUCAGAAAACUUUUGUGAAGCUGAUGAUAUCCAUUCCCCUGAAGCGGAGUAUGUAGAUUUGCUUCUGAAUCCAGAACGUUACACUGGCUACAAAGGCCCUGAAGCCUGGAAGAUUUGGAACAGUAUUUAUGAAGAAAACUGUUUUAAGCCUCGCUCAGUAAAAAGGCCUUUAAAUCCACUGGCUUCUGGUAGAGGAGCAAGAGAAAAUGAAGGGAAUAUGUUUUACAGCUGGUUGCAAGAUCUCUGUGUGGAGAAGAGAGCUUUCUACAAACUUAUUUCUGGUCUUCAUGCAAGCAUCAACAUUCAUCUCAGUGCUAGAUACCUUUUGCAAGACACGUGGGCAGAGAAGAGAUGGGGGCACAAUGUUACAGAGUUCCAGCUGCGCUUUGAUGAGGUCUUGACACAAGGUGAAGGUCCUAGGAGGCUGAAGAACCUGUAUUUCAUCUAUCUCAUUGAGUUACGGGCCCUCUCAAAAAUCUUGCCCUUUUUUGAACACCCUGAUUUCCAGCUUUUCACAGGGGAUGAAGAUCAGGAUAUAAAAACCAAGAACCACCUCCUGGAAAUUCUUCAUUUAACUAAAUCUUUUCCUUUGCACUUUGAUGAAAAUUCACUUUUUGCUGGAAACCAAAAGGAAGCUGCCAAGUUAAAGGAAGAAUUUCGGUUCCAUUUUAAGAACAUUUCAAGGAUCAUGGAUUGCGUAGAGUGCCUGAAAUGCCGCCUUUGGGGGAAGCUGCAAACUCAGGGCUUGGGAACAGCACUGAAGAUCCUGUUUUCUGAAAAACUGAUAGAAAAUAUAUCAGAAAAAGGUCCUUCACAUGAAUUUCAUCUAACAAGGCAGGAGAUUGUGUCCCUCUUCAAUGCUUUUGGGAGGAUUUCAACAAGCGUUAAAGAAUUAGAAAACUUCAAGGAGCUCUUACGCCCUCUUCAGUGAAUUGACCCUGAUGGAGACCAACUUUCUUGUUUUAUGCAGAUUGGGCUCAAAGUGAUUUCUGCUGGUGUUGUGCCAGCAUGAUCCCAUUCUUGGCAAGAAGGGCUAAGUCAACAUGAAAAUUGGUCACAUUCUCUAGCUUACAAGUUUAUAUUUGGCUCUGAGGUAGCUGAAAUAUUCAUGAAAGACUCUUCUUCCAGAGCAGGAUAUACAUAUUGGCCUUAUGCAUUCUAUUUUUUUUAAACACACACACACAAACACAUAUAUAUAUCAUGAGGGUGGGAGAAAUGUAUCCUUCCUGGUAAUUGCUGAACUACAACUUCUGGCAGCCUUUAUCAGCAUGACCAUUAGUGAGAGAAGCUAGGAAUUGUACUUUACCCAAUAUGUGAAGAACUUCAGGUUCCUUACCCCUUGUUUGCAAGGUUUCUUCCAGCCUGAAGGAUCUUAUCUACUACUGAUAAAAAGGCACAGUGCAGCUAUUCUAUAUAUUUUUCUAUUUGUGGAAGGAAAAGGCUGGUUGAAAAAAACCAUGGUUACAAAUGAGGCAUGAUGACAUCACCUGGGUUCCCUGCAAAGCAACUGCAUGAUAAAAUGCCUCAUUUAGACACAUGAUUUAGAAUCUCUUCAUCUUACAUAACAGUGUCUCUUAACAAAAAUUACUUUCUGCUUCAGUGUCCUUAAAUAAUCCUGUGUAAGAUGCCCAAAACAACCUAAUCUCACAUAUUAGAGUGAAUGAGCGAUAUAUUUACAAGAGCCAUUCGAGGCAGGUCCACUUGCCUGUUCAACAUAGGAAUUUACAUUAAAGCAUUUCCAGCAAGAUGGCUCUCUCCUCUCACAGGGUUUGUGUCAGUGGUGGGAUUCAAAUUUUUUACCUACCGGUUCUGUGGGCGUGGCUUGGUGGGCAUGGCAGGGGAAGGAUACUGUAAAAUCUCCAGCCAGAGGUGAUAUUUGCCAGUUCUCUGAACCACUCAAAAUUUCUGCUACCAGUUCUCCAGAACUGGUUUGUGUGUCAUUUUUUGAAGCUGGCUGGAAGUGGAACUCCAGACUUAAUAUUUCCAGUCAGUUCCUGUUUAUCACUGAGUUGUAUGAGAUGGGUCUAUGACAAUUUGCUGCAGCCAACUGGCCACAGUCAACUGGCCACGGCCAACUUGUCACAACCAACUGACCACAGCCAGCUCACUGCAGGACAACUCAUUGCAGGACAAUAGUUACACUAAUAUCAAAGAAAUAGUGGAAUAUAAUCAUUAAAGAAAGGAUGCAACAGGAGGAACCAAAUGAAAUGUGAACAACAAAAAAUUAAAAUAAUUUUUAAAUAAUUCAAUUGAAUUCUUAAAUUGUCCCACAGUGAGUUGUCCUGUGGCAAGUUGGCUGUGGUGAGUUGUCCCAUGGUGAGCUGGCCAUGGUGAGUUGUCUCAUUCCAGUAUGAGAUUCCCUCUUUAUUCUCC